Messenger RNA from Musca domestica (house fly), 5348 nucleotides. Its product is annotated as eukaryotic peptide chain release factor GTP-binding subunit ERF3A-like. Gene Ontology annotation, cellular component: translation release factor complex. The record is from RefSeq and is a predicted model, not a curated record. Gene Ontology annotation, molecular function: GTPase activity; translation release factor activity; GTP binding. Gene Ontology annotation, biological process: translation; translational termination; nuclear-transcribed mRNA catabolic process, deadenylation-dependent decay. NCBI's taxonomy places the organism in Eukaryota, Metazoa, Arthropoda, Insecta, Diptera, Muscidae. The transcript has 7 exons. The coding region runs from base 715 to 2517 and encodes 600 amino acids.
CGAUUGAAGUGUCCCUAUUUCCUAUCUGCGUGGCUAUUGAAAUUGUGCUGCUGGUGGAUAAUUUUGAAUUGUGUUCAAUACUUUUUUUUACAAUAAAUACCAUCAGGAUAGACUUUUAUUCUUCAAUUUUACACCCGUAACUAUUCAUUCAGUGAACCAGUUCGUACACAUUGUGAUAUUUAGUCACAAAAAAGAAGCAACAGAACACGCAGUCCAAGAAGAAAAUUCCUUUGUCGUCGUCAGUUGAGUGAAAAACGUGAUUUUCGCGUAAACGAGACAGGGAAAAGAAAGUGUGAAAUUCAUAAAAAAGAAGUGUGUGAAUGCAAUAGAGAGGGGCCGCUUUGAAAAAGUUUGGAACGGUGUGUGGCGUGUGUUAUUUUUCGCAAGUUGGGUCUGUUACAACAUUUAGUUUGCGAUAAAAAUUACAAGCGCCCCAUUGAAGGUUAUAUUUUUUUUGGAUUGGAAUUCUCACGGGGCGAGCGAGCGAGCGAGUGAACGACGAACGGACAAAUCAACCGGAGAAGUAGUGUUGUGUGAGAGAACGAACUUGUGUUGUUGUUGUUGUUACGUGUGCAUGUUUGAGUGCGCGUAGAGAAGUUAACUAACCGGAGUGUACCGCCUCAAUCCAAGUGUCGAACGAAGUUAAAAUUUGAAAACAGCAAAGAAAGCAGAAAUUCGACAAAAAAAGUAAAGUAAAAAAGUUAUACAAGCAAAAUGGCUCAAGAAAACUCCGAUAUGUCCACAAAAUUCUCCACACUAAAUGUCAAUGCUGCGGAAUUUGUACCGAGCUUUGGCAGCUUCAGUGCGGCCGUUGUCAGUUCUAUAAAUAAUGACAACAGUGCGCCGGCUGCUGCCACCAUUGCUGCUCCCAUGGAUACAACCAGCGUGCCAGCCUCUACCAGCGGCACUCCUGCCACCACACCUAAUUCGGAUGCAUCCGCUUCGGGUUCCCUGAAUGCACUUAGCCAGGCGGCGGCCGGUGAGGUUGCACCAGCGGAAUCUCCAAUGCAAACGUCACCAGUGAAGGUUGCUGCACCUGUGGAAAACAUCAAUACAGCCGAUAAAAUUGCAGCUAAUAAUGAAAACGAUCCUGCCGACAGCUGGGAUGUUGAAGAGGAACCCGUCAUUACACCCGAUGAUGAAGAAGCUGAAGAUAUUGAAGAAGUCGAAGGUGAUGCCACACCAAAGGUGUCAAAGAAAAAGAUACCAAAAGUAGAAGACACAAAGAGCAAAAAAGAACAUGUCAAUGUUGUUUUCAUUGGUCACGUUGAUGCUGGUAAAUCAACAAUUGGUGGCCAAAUUAUGUCCCUAACUGGCAUGGUCGACAAACGUACACUGGAAAAAUACGAACGUGAGGCACGUGAAAAAUCUCGUGAAAGUUGGUAUCUCUCAUGGGCCUUGGACACAAAUCAAGAGGAACGUGACAAGGGCAAAACCGUUGAAGUGGGUCGGGCAUAUUUCGAAACAGAACGUAAACAUUUCACCAUUUUGGAUGCUCCUGGUCACAAAAGUUUCGUACCAAAUAUGAUUGGUGGUGCGGCACAGGCCGAUCUGGCCGUUUUGGUUAUAUCGGCGCGAAAAGGUGAAUUUGAAACUGGUUUCGAUCGUGGCGGGCAGACACGUGAACAUGCUAUGUUGGCCAAAACAGCUGGUGUCAAACACCUGGUUGUACUCGUCAAUAAAAUGGACGAUCCAACAGUCAACUGGGAUGAGGCACGCUACAACGAAUGCAAAGACAAGAUCCUACCUUACCUCAAAAAAUUAGGUUUUAAUCCAGCCAAGGAUUUAACCUUUAUGCCAUGCUCAGGUUUAAGUGGAGCCGGUUUACGUGAUACUAUACCCGAUACAAUUUGUCCAUGGUACAAUGGCCCAGCCUUUAUACCAUUCAUUGAUCAGUUGCCUUCACUUAAUCGCAAAGCCGAUGGACCAUUCAUUAUGCCCAUUGUUGAUAAAUACAAGGAUAUGGGUACGGUUGUAAUGGGCAAGGUUGAGUCGGGUACUGCGCGAAAGGGCCAGAAUUUGUUGGUGAUGCCUAAUAGGACACAAGUUGCUGUUGAUCAACUUUGGUCUGAUGAUGAUGAAGUCACCUCUGUGGGUCCUGGUGAAAAUGUCAAAAUCAAGCUGAAGGGCAUUGAAGAAGAAGAUGUCUCACCUGGUUUUGUAUUGUGCGAUGCCUCUAAUCCUAUUAAAACUGGCAAAAUAUUUGAUGCUCAAGUCGUUAUCUUGGAGCAUAAAUCAAUUAUCUGUGCUGGUUAUUCGGCCGUCAUGCAUAUACAUUGUGCAGCUGAAGAAGUUACCGUUAAAGCCCUCAUUUGCUUGGUUGACAAAAAGACCGGCGAAAAAUCAAAAUCACGUCCAAGAUUCGUUAAGCAAGAUCAAGUGGCAAUUAUGAGAAUUGAAUGUUCCGGUAUGAUUUGUUUAGAACAAUUUAAACUAUUCCCACAAAUGGGAAGAUUUACUCUGAGAGAUGAAAACAAAACAAUUGCUAUUGGCAAAGUGUUGAAGGUGAUCGAGUAAAUUGAGCCAAGCUUAAUUUUUUUGUAAUUUUAAUUUUCUUGAGUGCUUCAAGCCCCGCCUUUUUUAAAAGAAAAAAAAAAAAACAAAAUAACAUGAAAUUUAUAAAAACAAAAAUCAACAUUAACAUCUAAUUUUAAAAAGUAGGCUUUUUAAGCCCAGCCGUCGUCGUCAACCUAGGAAAACAAAAUUGAAUAACGUUAUGAAAAUAAAUUCAAAAAACUGCAAACUACCAACAACCUUUCUUUAAAAAACAAAAACCACAACAACAACAACAACAAAACGGAAAUUAAGAAAACCAUGAACUUUAAAGAGAAAAAAAAAAAUAUAAAACAAAUAAUAAAGGAAAACAUUAAAAUAAAAACGAAACAAACGAAUAACAAGGAUCUUUAAUAAAUUACAGAUAAUUAUAAAAGUAUAAAAAACAAACAAACAAAAUCGUCGUAUAUAAAAUAUAUAUUAUAUUAUUACUAUUAUUAAAUAUGAGAUGAAAAAAGAAAAACAAAUGCGAAAAAGAAACAGAAUUAUAUAUGAUUAUUACUAUGUUUUUUUUUUUAAUUUUCUUUGUUAACCUUGGAAAAAGUAACAAAUUGAGAGCAGAGUGUAGAGUCAUAAAAAUAUAGAGUAUAUGAUAUUUUUUUUGGAUAGACACCGGUCUGUAACUGAUCUGAAGGCAAGAAUACAAUAUAUUGGCUUGUUAUAAACAAUGCCUGUCUGGGGUUGAUCCAGCUGUUUGCCAAUCGCUGGCCGAGGAAUGUAAUAUAAAAAUAAUAAAAACUUUUCAAUAGAGGGAGAAGAUAAAAGGGAAUAAAUUCAAUAAAAAUGAAUAAAUUUUCAUUAGCUGAUCAGUUGAUAAUGAAAUUUGGAAUGGCUGAUAAGUUAGCAACCAUUACUGUUUUAACAGCUGACCUAUAAAAAUGUAGACUAACUUGUUCUUUAAUAUUAAAGUUUUAGCAUGAUAUUAAUAUUCGGCCCUAUUACCGUUGUCGUCGCCGUUGCAAAAUUAAGUCGAGGCGACAAUAACGGUAUUAAGGUUGUCGUUUUUUGUCGAUAGCGAUUAAUGAUUGCAAAUAUCAUUGACGAUACAACAGUCAACGUGAAGUCGUUUUUUUAGAGAAUAUCUGCGGCCGUAAAAAUGUGUGACGACAUUGUAUUUUUUAGUCGACGUUGAUAUUUUAACCAUUUUGUAUUUGAUAUUUGACCAUGAAAAUAACAACAACAAAACAAUUUGGAAAUAUUGAAGCCAUUUCCGACACUGGUUUAAUAAGAUCCUAGCGCUAAAACCCUCAAUGCUGUGGUGGGCAAUUGGAACAACUCUAGUGUAAUAAAAACUUCGAUUUUUUCGAAAUUUUUUCCAGAGCUAGUUAUUUUUAGCCUGAUUCCGGGAAACUGAUUUGAUUUGAGUGAAUCGCUUACCCAAUAUAGGGUUUGAAAACUUAUACCUAUCCAACAAGUGUUCACAUGACCACCGAAGGCCGGCUACUUACAACAACUGUUAAAUUUAGAAAUCUUUAGUUCGCGUAGCCGGUUGAACAUACCCAGAAGAGAAUAUCUCUGACCCAGCCAGAAAAGGUAUUAGCACAAAUUUUAUAAUUUUGGUAAGGUAAGAGUGUUGAUAAAAAAUCCGGGUCUAAAAAAAUCGAUAAUUUGACUAUAACUUCAGAACCGAUGGCCUAUAAAUAAGCCCAUCAUGUGACAAAGUGUUUAGAAUUCAAAAUUCAAAAAAGUUUGUAUCUUUUUUGUCAAUAACAAGUGAGUGUUGCCAACGUUUUUUAAGUUGUUGCCAACUUUUAUUUUAAACUGUAGAUGUCGCGAGGGCGAGGGCGACUUGCACAUAACGUCGACGAUGACUACAGAAACGACAACCAUAAUAGGACCGACUGUUAAAUUUUUGUUACAGAAUCAAUGGCGAACUAAAUACAAAUGGUUCCCAACACACUCUAUGAUGAUGCAACAGUUUUGUUCAAUCCAUACUCAGACAGAUAUUGUUUAUAACAUAAACGAAGUAUCCAGGCUCCUUGGGUGGUUCGAAUGAAAACUUUACUGGGCUGUAUUUCUUUUUUUUCUCUUAUGUAUGUAUGUCUCUUUUAGGCUCUAUAUCAAAAUUCUUUCAAAAUCAUCAAUCAAAUGUAGAAAAUUAUUAAAUGCUGUUUCUUUUAACUUUUUUUUGAAAAGAUCAAGUUAUUUUGCCACUUCAUUUAUUGUGUGAAAAAGACAAAGAAACAAAUACUAAAAUAAUGAGCAAGGGAAUCAUUUUUAACGACAACACCAAGAUUACAACACUUCACACUACAAAACAUACCGGAAAGAUAAAUAACAACAACAACAACUAUAGUCACUAAAUUACCAAUUAAGCAAUUUGCAAAAUGGCCUACAGUCACCGUUAAAAUAUACAUAUAUUUUGUUUCUUAUUUUAAGUGAAAUAAUAUACAUUUAUAUAUAUGCAUAUGGAGAUGAUGAAGCGAUUCUAAAUUAAAUUCUUAUUCCCAAAAACCAACAUCUUUCCCGGCAAAUGAUCAUUUUGAUGAUGCUAAGGGCAAGCAAUAGACCCCUGGCUUAUUACCAUAAAUCCCAAGUAAUUGGUUGGCAUUUUAUUAAAUAAAAACAUUUCCAAUGAAAAGAAUCCAUAAUUUGUAUGUGUUUAAAAAAUACAUUUUUAAAAUAUUUAUAUAUGAAGGACUUAUUGUAUAAAAACAUUAUCAGGACAAUCAUGAAUUGUAAUUCAGUGGGUACCCACUUUUUCUGUCUCAAGUUUGAGGACCAUUUAUUUUCUAAUAUUAACUGAAAAUUUGGAGCAUAUCAAAUUAAAAACAUUUUAAAAAUUAAAAAAAAAA